Molecule: messenger RNA, 2238 nt
Organism: Emiliania huxleyi CCMP1516
Lineage: Eukaryota; Haptophyta; Isochrysidales; Noelaerhabdaceae
Product: ATP-dependent RNA helicase
Exons: 6
Coding region: 131-2170 (679 amino acids)
Biological process (GO): positive regulation of transcription by RNA polymerase I
Cellular component (GO): nucleolus; intracellular anatomical structure
Molecular function (GO): RNA binding
Source: RefSeq, a predicted model, not a curated record
AAAGCACGUUUGCGUGAUGGUUGCGAGGGGGGGGCGGCUCGCUGUCGCUCGCUCUUUCCAAAAGCAACAGUGAGCGUCGGGCUGGUGGUUCGACGAUGCAGCCGAAGGUGACCCCAGCGCGAGAGAGAAUAUGACGAUGGAGCCGUCGGCAUCGUCGCCCGGAGUCAGCAGCCUCGACGGCACGCUGAUGAGCGCGGCGGACCGCGAGGCGCUGCGGCUGGCCAUCGAGGGCAACUACUGCACGGUUGUGCGCGGCUCGACUGGCUGCGGCAAGACGACGCAGCUGCCGCAGCUGCUGCUCGCCGCGGGCUUCGGGCCGGUCUGCGUGACGCAGCCGCGCCGGAUGGCGGCGAUCGCUGCCGCGCGGCGGGUCGCGCAGGAGCGCGGCGGCGAGGUGGGCGGCGAGGUCGGCUACGCCAUUCGCUUUGAGCAAGAGUGCGGGCCGUCGACGCAGAUCAAGUUCGUCACGGACGGCGUGCUGCUGCGCGAGGCGGUCCGCGACCAGGCGCUGUCGCACUACGGCGCGGUCGUCCUCGACGAGGCGCACGAGCGCUCGAUCAACACGGACGUGCUCCUCACCGUCGCCAAGCAGAUCCUCUCCGGGUUGCAGGGCGGGGAGGCAGCGGGCGAGGGGGCGGGCGAGGCGGCGGGGAGGGCGCGCGGGCCGCGCCGCCUCGUCGUUGCCUCGGCGACGUUGGACGCGGCCCGCUUUAGCCGCUUCUUCCGCGACGCUCCGGUCGUCGAGGUGCACCACGUCGCCAAGCCGCUCACCUCGGACGGCGCGCGGCUCGAGGCGGCGCUCGAGGUGCACCCGCUGCACGCCUCGCUCCCCUCGGCGGACCAGGCGCGCGUCUUUCGGCCGCCGCCGCCGCGCACGCGCCGGCUCAUCCUCGCGACAAACAUCGCCGAGACGUCGCUCACGCUGCCGGGCGUGCGCACCGUCAUCGACGCCGGCGUCGCCAAGGAGAAGCGGUACGAGCGCGACCGCGGCAUGGAGGUCCUGUCGGUAGUCCCGAUCUCGCAGAGCAACGCGGUGCAGCGCGCCGGCCGCGCCGGCCGCACGGCGGCGGGCGAGGUGUGGCGGCUGUACAGCGAGGAUCAGCUUGCGGGGAUGGCCUCCGAGCCCCAGCCCGAGAUCCGGCGGUCCAACCUCGCCAAUGUGGUCCUCUCGCUCAAGGAGAUGGGGGCGCUCGACUGGCUCGACCCGCCCGAGCCGGAGGCGGUGCACGCGGCGCUGAGGCAGCUCUUCCUGCUCGGCGCGCUCGACGGGCGCGGCGAGCUCACCGCCGCCGGCGCGGCGAUGGCGCAGCUGCCGCUCGAGCCGUCGCUCUCAAAGACGAUGCUCACCGCGGCGGCGCUCGGCUGCCGCGACGAGGCGGCGAGCGUGUGUGCGCUCGUCUGCGGCGAGGAGGUCUUUUGCCGCGCGGGUCCGCCGUGGCUGCGCGAGGCUGCGGCCGAGUCGCGGCUGCACUACGAGAGCGCCGACGGCGACCACAUGACGCUGCUCUCCGCGUACGAGGAUUGGGCGCUCGUCCCGCACUACCAGCGCGAGGCGUGGUGCGCAGAGCGGGGUCUGCAGGGCCGCGCGCUGCGGGCGGCGCACAGCGUGCGCACCCAGAUCCUCAGCCUGCUCUCCAAGUCCGGCCCUCGCGGCGGCGGGGAGGAGGCGACGGCGGCCCACUCCGCGGCCGAGGCGCGCGCGCGCUGCCGCCGCGCCAUCUGCGCGGGCCACUUUAUGCACGCGGCGCGGCGGGCGCACGCCGUCCGCGCCUUUGUCACGCUUGGUGAGCCGCCGCAGACGGUGCAGGCGCGGGCGGGCAACGAGCAGCUGCUGAGCAGCGCGACGCACGUCGUCUUCAGCGAGCUCGCGUGGGUGGGCCGGCUGGUCAUGCAGCACGCGUGCGCCGUCGAGCCAGCGUGGCUGCAGGAGCUCACGCCGCGGCUGGCCGAGGCGAAGCGGGUGCUCCGGCUCGGCGGCGUGGGGGGGCACUGGCGCGGCGACGGGGAGGUCGGCGCGGGGGCGGAGGCGGGCGGAGGCGGAGGCGGGCGGCCCGCCGGCGACGAGUCGGGGCCGCCCGGCCCGGCCGCGGCGCGGCGCAACAACGACGCCACCGUGGCCGCGGCGAGGUUGCGGCUGGAGGAGCGGAGGAAGCGCGCGCGGUUGCCGUAAAGAGUGGGCGCGUUGUUGUUGGCGUGGGAAAUCUCACAGCCCGGUGUGAACACGAUUUGAAGGUAUCC